AGUUUACGUUGAACUUCUCUAUAAAUAAUUAGUGAAUAUACUAAUUUGACACUUCCAGCCAAUUAUGCCACCUUAUGCGACAAUCUACCCUCAUGGGGAAGUUUAUGUGCAUCCUGCAAUUGCUAUGGCCCCUGUGGAAACACCUACAAAGUCCUCAGGAAAUAAAAACAAAGGUUUAAUGAAGAAGCUGAAAGGAUUUGACGGCCUUGCAAUGUCGAUAGGCAAUAGUUCUGCUGAGAAAGCUGAAGGCGGGGAUGAACCCCGACCAUCCCAGAGUUUGAAGAUUGAAGGUUCCACCGAUGAUAGCGAUGGGAAUACGGCUGGGGCAGAUCAAACAAGACGGAAACGAAGCAGGGAGGGAACAGAAACCAUUGCAGGUGGAGAAGGGAAUGAUGAAGCAAGGUCUAAACCAGUUGCUAUGCUGGAGGUGACUGCAACCAUUUCUCCUAUACCAGCUGGACUUGUACUUUCUCCUGGCAUGACCACAGCUUUGGAGCUUAGGAACUCUCACACCAUGAAUGCUAAGUCCAGUCCUAUGAGCUUACCUGGUGUAAUGCCAUCUGAAGUCUGGAUGCAGAAUGAACGGGAGCUGAAACGGGAGAGGAGGAAACAGUCUAAUAGAGAAUCAGCUAGAAGAUCAAGGUUGAGGAAGCAGGCCGAGGCAGAAGAGCUGGCUUGUAAAGUUGAAUCCUUGACUGCAGAGAAUUCAACAAUUAGAUCUGAAAUAAUUCAACUAACCGAAAAAUCCAAGAAACUAACGCUAGAAAAUGCUACAUUAGUGGAGGGAUUGAAAAACUCUGAACGAGGAUACGCAGAGGAGAUUGCCAUGAAUAAGAAAGAAGACAAAGAUGGUGAAACGUACGUGAAAAAGUCGAACUUGGCUGCCAAGCUACGUCAACUCUUGGAUCCGAGUCCAAGAGCCAAUGCCGUGGCGGCUUGAGGAACAAAGGAGAAGAGGUAACCCAAGUUAUUUUUUAGAUUAAAUUUGAGGAAA
Molecule: messenger RNA, 994 nt
Organism: Hibiscus syriacus
Lineage: Eukaryota; Viridiplantae; Streptophyta; Magnoliopsida; Malvales; Malvaceae
Product: G-box-binding factor 3-like
Exons: 8
Coding region: 65-940 (291 amino acids)
Biological process (GO): regulation of DNA-templated transcription
Cellular component (GO): nucleus
Molecular function (GO): DNA-binding transcription factor activity; sequence-specific DNA binding
Source: RefSeq, a predicted model, not a curated record